AUGCAUACCACCCUCCUGCUGGCCGGUCUCGGCCUGGCUGCCCUCUCUUCAGCUGGCUGUCCCUUCGCAGAUCCAUCAAACAUCAAGGCUCGAACCGAAAGCGACGGCUCUCGCGGCCAUGUGUCAGGCUACGAGGUAGACGACUCUACAGGCGAUCCGUACCUCACAUCCGACGUCGGCGGCCCUAUCGAGGACCAAGUAAGCUUGAAGGCCGGCGUCCGUGGCUCGACGUUGCUCGAGGAUUUUAUCUUUCGCCAAAAGAUUACCCACUUCGACCACGAGAGAGUACCGGAACGAGCCGUCCACGCCCGCGGUGCCGGUGCCUACGGAACCUUUACAAGCUAUGGCGACUAUAGCAACCUCACGGCCGCUUCAUUCCUGGGCGCAGCGGGAAAGCAAACCUCCACGUUUGUGCGGUUUUCCACUGUUGCUGGAUCAAGAGGAAGUGCGGACACUGCCAGAGAUGUGCAUGGUUUUGCCACCCGAUUCUUCACUGAUGAGGGCAACUUUGAUAUCGUGGGAAACAACAUUCCAGUGUUUUUCAUUCAAGACGCCAUUCAGUUCCCAGACUUAAUUCACGCAGUAAAACCUCGCGGUGACAAUGAGAUCCCACAAGCUGCUACAGCUCAUGAUUCUGCAUGGGACUUCUUCAGCUCUCAAACUACCACCCUUCACACCUUGUUCUGGGCAAUGGCUGGAUACGGUAUCCCGAGAAGUUAUAGACACAUGGAUGGCUUUGGUGUGCACACCUUCCGCGCCGUCACGGACGACGGCAAUUCUAAGCUUAUCAAGUGGCACUGGAAGACGAAACAGGGCAAGGCCAGCUUGGUCUGGGAAGAAGCCCAGAUCGUUUCGGGCAAGAAUGCCGACUACCACCGCCAGGACCUCUGGGAUGCGAUUGAAUCUGGAAAUGGACCCGAAUGGGAACUCUCCGUUCAGGUCCUCGAUGAGGAGGAUACUCUCAAGUUUGGAUUCGACCUGUUGGACCCGACAAAGAUCAUCCCCGAGGAGAUUGCACCCCUCCAAAAACUCGGCAAGAUGAAGUUGGAUGCCAACCCGGUCAACUACUUUGCCGAGACUGAACAGAUUAUGUUCCAACCCGGGCAUAUUGUUAGAGGCAUAGACUUCACUGAAGACCCUCUGCUGCAGGGCCGCAUCUUUUCUUACCUGGACACUCAGAUCAACCGUCACGGCGGGCCCAACUUCGAACAGCUGCCGAUCAACCGCCCAACCACGCCCAUUCACAACAACAACCGAGACGGUGCUGGCCAGAACUUCAUCCACCGAAACCGCAACUCCUACACUCCGAAUACACUCAACGAGGGCUUCCCUAAGCAAGCGAACCAAACUCAGGGCAACGGCUUCUUCACGGCGCCUGGCCGCACUAACAAUGGCCAACUGGUCCGCGAGAUCUCUGACAGCUUUUCAGAUCACUGGUCUCAGCCGCGCCUCUUCUACAACUCCUUGACCCCCAUCGAGCAGCAAUUUCUAAUCAACGCCAUCCGCUUUGAAACCAGCCACCUCGAAUCCACCGAGGUUAAGCAGAACGUUCUCACACAGCUGAACAAGAUCAGCAACGACAUUGCGAACCGUGUCGCCGAUGCCCUAGGCAUGAACCGUCUGCAGCCCGAUGCGCAGUACUACCACAACAAGACUACUCAGGGGCUCUCAAUCUUUGGCAACAAGCUGCCCUCCAUCGCGACCCUGAAGGUCGGUAUCCUUGCAAGCCUGUCAGCUGACGGCUCCGUGAGCCAAGGCAAGGAGUUUAGGGAUGCUUUUGCCACUGACGGUGUUUUGGUGACCGUCAUCGCCGAGAGGCUGGCUGACGGCGUCGAUAUGACAUACUCACAAGCUGACGCCACGUCAUUCGACGGUGUCAUUGUUGCCCGCGGCGCUGAUGGUCUGUUCAAUGGCAACAUUAAGCCGUCUCCUUUGUAUCCGGCCGGUAGACCUGCACAGCUUGUCAUCGACUCCUACAGAUGGGGAAAGCCGGUGGGCAGCAUUGGCGCGGCUCUCGACGAGUCGGCAGCCCUCGGUGUCAAGGCCGGUGAGGGCGUGUACUCCGCCGCAGACGUAAUCACCGUCGUGAACAGCUUCAAGGAUGGUCUGUCGACAUUUAGAUUCACUGACCGUUUCGCAACGGACUAG
Molecule: messenger RNA, 2148 nt
Organism: Colletotrichum orchidophilum
Lineage: Eukaryota; Fungi; Ascomycota; Sordariomycetes; Glomerellales; Glomerellaceae
Product: catalase
Exons: 7
Coding region: 1-2148 (715 amino acids)
Biological process (GO): hydrogen peroxide catabolic process; response to oxidative stress
Cellular component (GO): cytosol
Molecular function (GO): catalase activity; heme binding
Source: RefSeq, a predicted model, not a curated record